AACAGGACACAGUCCGGGAGGGAGAGGACGGGACGCAGCCUGGAGGACAAAGGUCAUUCAGUUCCAUCCAAAGCCAUGGGGUUCACACGCUUUGCCGUGAUGCUGUACGUCACCAUGAUGCACCUUGUCUCAGGAAUGCGCUUUAUGACUCCUGAGCCGGAUGCACCCCCAACAUUAGCCCCAGACUCACCAGCUGACCUGAUCCACGCUGCCCUACAGAGUAAGGAGUACUUAGGACGAGCUUCUGCAGCAGCAGGUACGACCACAAACCCGACGCAAGCUGUGCCUGGACUCGGGCGCAGCGAGUCGGCAGCGACAGCCAUGUCACCAGGACUCCUCACCACGGCUUUAAGCUCCUCUUCUGCUGCCGGCCAGACAGGAUCAAGGCACAGCCUGUCUCUGCUGCCCAUAGAGGAGGAGACAACCACCACUCUGAUCACCACAACCACCAUAACCACGAUGCACAUGCCAGUGCAGUGCAAUGCGACUCUGUCAGCGAUGGAGGAUGUCGUUGAGUCACCAGAUCCGGCAUCAUCAUCAUCAUCGUUUGCCCCUCUGGAAUGCACCUACAGCAUCACCGUGUACGCAGGGUACGGCGUGGAAAUCCAGGUGAGAAAAGUGAAUCUGUCCAAGGAAGAAACUCUGACGAUCAUGGGGCACGGAGGCACGGCGCCAGAGCUGUUAGCCAACGAGACCCUGAUGAGAGAGGGUCAGGUGAUCCGCAGCACAACCAAUCAGGUGUACAUCCACUAUCGCAGUCUCCGACAGACCAACCACGGCACGUUCAGCCUCCACUAUCAAGCCUUUCUGCUGUCCUGCCCUUUCCCUCUGUCUCCUGAGGGCGGCGGCGUGACAGUGACGGACAUCCAUCCUGGAGGUCAGGCGCACUUUCACUGCGAUUCAGGCUUCCAGGUUCGUGGCCACGAGGUUUCCACGUGUGUCAACACGACGCAGCCUCGCUGGAGCACACGUGAACCUCAGUGUGUUGCUGUGUCUUGUGGAGGUUGGAUACGUAAUGCAACAGUGGGCCGAAUCCUGUCUCCACCCCCGACAUCCGUCAGCAACCACAGUAACGUCAAUAACCUGAGCUGCCACUGGUUGAUAGAAGCCAAAGAGGGACACAAGCUCCACCUGCACUUUGAGAGGAUCGCACUGGAUGAAGAUGAUGAUAAGUUAAUUGUGCGCAGUGGAAACAGUUCCCUGUCUUCACCGCUCUUCGACUCAGACCUGGAUGACGUCCCGGAGCGUGGGUUGCUCAGCGAGAGCUCCACGCUGUACCUGGAGCUCACAGCGGACUCUUCCUCCAUCCCUCUGCUUCUGGCUCUGCGAUACGAGGCUUUCGAUGAUGAGCACUGCUGGGAGCCGUACAUGCCCCAUGGGAACUUCAGCAGUAGUGACAUCACGUAUCAGCUCGGCACCACUGUGACCUUCACCUGCUCUCAGGGCUUCGUCAUGGAACAAGGCUCAGGGUCCAUCGAGUGUGUGGACCCCAGCAGCCCCCACUGGAACGACAGCGAACCUGUGUGCAGAGCUCUGUGCGGAGGGGAGUUGACUGAGCCCGCAGGGACCAUCCUGUCUCCUGAUUGGCCCCAGAGCUACUCCAAGGGGCUUGACUGCGUGUGGCAGAUCCAUGGAAGUGAUGACAAACGCAUUCUGCUCGAAGUCCAGAUCAUUAAUAUCCGCCACACUGACGUGUUGACCGUUUUUGAUGGACACGAUCUCAUGUCUCACGUGAUCGGACAGUACCUGGGGUCGCGAGAGCGUUUCCAGCUACUGUCAGGGGGGUCAGUGGUCACCAUCCAGUUUCAGAGUGAUGCGGAUGACUCCAGUUUUAUCCUGAGUCAGGGAUUCCUCAUUCAGUAUCGUGAGGUGGAGCCAAACGACACCUGCCCCACCCCCCCUCAAAUUGAGUUUGGCUGGAUCAGCUCGUCCCACACCUCCCAUAUGAGAGGCAGUGUGCUGACCUAUCAGUGCCAACCAGGAUAUGACAUCAGUGGCUCCGAUAUCAUCACCUGCCAGUGGGACCUGUCCUGGAGCAGCAGUCCACCUACUUGUGUUAAAGUCCAGCAGUGUCCCGAUCCCGGAGAGGUGGUUAACGGUGCUCGCUCUGUGCGCCCUGAAGCCGGGUUCGCCGUUGGAACCGUCGUCCGUUUCUCUUGUAACCAGGGUUACCAGCUGGAGGGCCCCAGCCAGAUCUCCUGCCACGGACGAGACACCGGCACACCCAAAUGGAGUGACCGCAGCCCGAAGUGUGUCUUGAAAUAUGACCCGUGUCCUAACCCCGGAGUCCCAGACAACGGUUAUCAGACCUUGUACAAACACAGCUACCAGGCAGGAGAGACGCUGCGUUUCUUCUGUUACGAGGGCUACGAACUUAUCGGGGAGGUCAUUAUCAGCUGUGUUCCCGGACACCCCUCUCAGUGGAACAGCCCGCCACCCUUCUGCAAAGUGGCGUAUGAGGAGCUCCUGGAUGAUCACAAAUCAGAAGUGUCUCAGUCAUUCGAGCCAUCCCAUCAGAUCCUGAGUGAGAACAUUGCUUUGGCAAUAAUUCUGCCGAUCAUCCUGGUCAUCCUCCUGAUCGGAGGGAUUUAUAUGUACUACACGAACAUCUGCAGACUAGAAUGGAAGCCGCUCUUCUGGAAGUCUCUGUCUCACACACACUCCUACAGUCCCAUCACGGUCGAGUCCGAUUUCAACAACCCUCUGUACGAGGCAGGGGAUACACGGGAGUAUGAGGUGUCCAUUUAAAGGAGAAUGUGUUUUUGGUGAGAAUUAAGAACC
This is a messenger RNA of Limanda limanda (common dab), 2781 nucleotides long. It is a transcript of the gene sez6l2, whose product is annotated as seizure related 6 homolog (mouse)-like 2. The transcript has 19 exons. NCBI's taxonomy places the organism in Eukaryota, Metazoa, Chordata, Actinopteri, Pleuronectiformes, Pleuronectidae. Gene Ontology annotation, cellular component: endoplasmic reticulum; neuronal cell body. Gene Ontology annotation, biological process: synapse maturation. The record is from RefSeq and is a predicted model, not a curated record. The coding region runs from base 76 to 2748 and encodes 890 amino acids.